UUUUUUAGCAAUAUGUAAACAAUAAUUACUAACAAUUUAAGUAAUCCGAUGCAUCUAACAUUUUCCCACAGUGUAAAUAUAAGGCGAAAAGAUAAUUUUGUAUUGAUGGUCAUUUUGGACGUCAGACGGAACCAUAUAAUUGCAGUGAUACCAAAGGUAUUAUGAAGUGAACACAACUAUGAAUAACAGGAAUAAGCGAGCUCGACUGGAGUUGUCUUUGGCACCGGCAACUAUUGAUGUUGGCACCAUUAAUAGCUGUUCUGUGAAUGCAACUGAUAUAGCGUCCAGCAUUGGUGGCACGUCAAAUAUCUUUUUGGGUAAUACUUCGAAUGCAAGUGUCAAUAGUACUAGUUCGGUUAAUAUGUUACCCACAAACGUAUUUCUUACAAUCUGUGAUGAGAACUCAAAUGAAUCGCAGGAAUAUCUGGCCAUUGGCAGUACUCUGACACCGAUUAAACAAGAACAUGCCGACACUUUAUGCAGCAGUAGCACACAGGCCACACAAACCUUGCCAUUGCAAUAUCGCCUUGUCAAUCAAAUACAACGUCAACCACACAAUAUCGAUAAUAUUAACAACAGCAGCAUCGUUAAUAAUGGUGCAACUACGACUUUUAAUGCUGCGCUGCCAAUGCAUCUACCAAACGGUUGCGAAAUUUAUAUAGUCAAGGAGUAUGUAGACAAUGUGCCCACCAUUCUCACAGAUGAAAGUGAGUUAUUGCAAGGAUCAAGUCCGCCAGCGACCGACACAACAGAAACAAUUAAAUUAGAGCCGGACUCUUGUGUAACAUCCACAGCAUGUGCUAGUACUGCUACUUCCACAACCACCAUCAAUGACGUGCAAAUUCUGCGUAAUACACCACAGCACCAUAUAAGCGCUAAUAAGUCGGCCAAUGUCACUGCCGAUGGGCGGACAAAUGCAAAUAGAAAUACCACAGCGGCAGCAAGCAUUAGCGUUCCAGACACACAAGGCAAUAGUACAAAGCGCAGUUGCAUAUUAGAGGCGUAUAAAAAGCGUGAUGAUAAACGCCGUGCAACUCAUAAUGAAGUUGAACGACGGCGACGUGAUAAAAUAAACAACUGGAUUUUUAAACUGAAAGAAAUGCUGCCGACCGAUGGCGUUAACAAUAAUAACAAUAAUCAACAAAUUGGCAUGGUGGAACAAUUGACAACAAAAACCAAUGCUAACACUAAUCCUAGUAAUAACAACAGCAACAGCAGCAAUCGAACGCCGCCCAAUGAUUCCAAGUCACAAAUACUAAUCAAAGCUUGCGAGUAUAUCAAAACCAUGCAGGACGAGAUAAAGAGUCUGCGUGAGUGCCUUAGCGAAAAUGAGAACCUUCGUCUGAGUAAUCAGCGUUUACAAAAUGAAUUAACGAAAUUGCAGCGCGACCAUGUAGCGAACGAAAGGGCCAAUUUGCACACGCGCAAUUUCAAUAACAAUUUCAAUAUAACCUUAAACAGUUUAAAUAGCAAUAAUAGCAAUGGUAGUGGUGGUGGUGGCAGCGCCAGCAGUAGCCCUGGUGGCACUGGCAACAGCAUUUUCGCCGCCCUCAAUAUACCAUCACACACAAGCAACGCGAAUACGUUCACGAAACGCGAGUUAAUCAUACGAGAUUAUGUCGAUUAGAAUUUUAGUCAUUUGUUAUUUUUUUUUUUUUACUUAAAUAACUGUAUCGAAGUGAUGCUACAAAUGUUCAACUGUCGGGCCAAAACUUCUGCAGUGCUAAACGAGUUUUUAUAUACAUUUAUGUAUACAAAUUUAUUAAUUACUUUACUGACACAACACUCACUACAUAUUUCUCCAUACGAGUUUAAAGAAUUUACUAUUUCACUAUUAUUGUUAACAAAGUAUGCCGUUUGUAAUAAUAUAACUAAAAUUAUAUAAAAAAAUUACAUAAGUAGGUACUAUACUCUCUACAACUAUCGACAUGAAAUGUGUAAUUAAACUUAAAGCUCUAGUUACUAUGUGCUUCUCUAAUACAUAUUAUAUGCGCUUCCUCUAAUUAGUGCAAAAAGCUGAGUUACUGACGCUUUCGUUUACUCUUACUCUAUAACUCUCACAGAAAUAUAAUAUACAUAUAUGCUAAAGUUAGGCAUAUAAAAUCACUUGUUGCAUAAAUUUAAGAAAAAAUUAAAGUGUUAUAAGCAAAAUAUACAUGCAUAUGUAUAAAUGUAUGUUAUGAAUUAUGCAAAGCAUAAAUAUUUUUUUAAUUUUGUUAUAUAAGUUGAAUGUGCAAUUUAUGGAAUUUAAAACGAUUUAUCAGGGAUAAUUUUUAAGUUUAAUUUUUUUAAGAUUUUAAUAUUUAAGUUGACAAAACAGAUGCUUAACU
Molecule: messenger RNA, 2330 nt
Organism: Bactrocera tryoni
Lineage: Eukaryota; Metazoa; Arthropoda; Insecta; Diptera; Tephritidae
Gene: Usf
Product: homeobox protein 6
Exons: 4
Coding region: 179-1627 (482 amino acids)
Biological process (GO): regulation of transcription by RNA polymerase II
Molecular function (GO): protein dimerization activity; DNA-binding transcription factor activity, RNA polymerase II-specific; RNA polymerase II cis-regulatory region sequence-specific DNA binding
Source: RefSeq, a predicted model, not a curated record